AUAGAGGAACCGCGAUUCGUGGAGAACCACUUUUUGGCUGGCCGUCUGGCUGUGUUGUCUCAGGUUUUCACACCAUAAGUUCAGUUGGUUUGGUGGCGGCGAGCAGCUAGCAAGCAGUUAGUAAAGCAACGGUAGAUCAAUCUUCCAUCAACGUGCGGUUCGGUAUAGUGUGUUCCGUUAGAGAGUUGAGGCAAAGUCGCGAAUAUUCGAUAAGCAGCAACGAUGGCUCUGAGCCGAAUCUACUCCAGCAAAUUGGCCUGUGCCAACAAGACUUUACUCCCGUCGGUGGCCACCUUCGUGCGCAAUGCUUCCGAUAGCACAGACCUGAAGGCGAUCCUGUCUGAGAAGAUCCCCAAGGAGCAGGAACGCAUUAAGAACUUCCGCAAGCAGCACGGUGCCACCAAGGUCGGCGAAGUCACCGUCGAUAUGAUGUACGGUGGUAUGCGCGGUAUUAAGGGUUUGGUGUGCGAAACCUCGGUCCUCGAUCCAGAUGAGGGUAUCCGUUUCCGAGGUCUCUCGAUUCCCGAAUGCCAGAAGGUGCUGCCCAAGGCUCCGGGUGGUGCCGAACCGCUGCCCGAGGGUCUCUUCUGGCUGUUGAUCACCGGAGAUGUCCCAACCAAGGCCCAGGUCGAUGCUCUGUCCCGCGAGUGGGCCAACCGAGCUGCCCUGCCCUCUCACGUCGUCACCAUGUUGAACAACAUGCCGACUACGCUGCACCCGAUGUCCCAGCUGAGCUGCGCCGUGACUGCCCUGAACCACGAGAGCAAAUACGCCAAGGCUUACUCCGAGGGCGUCCACAAGAGCAAGUACUGGGAAUACGUCUACGAGGACAGCAUGGAUCUGAUUGCUAAACUGCCAGUGGUGGCCGCCACCAUCUACCGCAACACGUACCGUGACGGAAAGGGCAUCGGUGCCAUCGACCCCAAGAAGGAUUGGUCCGCCAACUUCACGAAAAUGUUGGGAUACGAGGAUGAAAAGUUCACCGAACUGAUGCGUCUGUACCUGACCAUUCACAGUGACCACGAGGGUGGCAACGUGUCUGCCCACACCGUGCACUUGGUUGGAUCCGCUCUGAGCGAUCCCUACCUAUCGUUCGCUGCUGGUAUGAAUGGACUGGCUGGUCCUCUCCACGGUCUUGCCAACCAGGAAGUAUUAGUGUGGCUGCAAAAGCUGCGCAAGGAACUCGGUGAUAGCGCCACUGAAGAUCAGGUUAAGGAGUUCAUUUGGAAGACGCUGAAAUCUGGACAGGUUGUUCCCGGCUACGGCCACGCUGUCCUGCGUAAGACCGAUCCUCGGUACACUUGCCAGCGCGAGUUUGCCUUGAAGCAUCUACCAAACGACCCCCUGUUCAACUUGGUGUCCAACAUCUACAAGGUUGUGCCCCCAAUCCUCACUGAACUGGGCAAGGUCAAGAACCCAUGGCCCAAUGUAGAUGCCCACUCUGGCGUUCUGCUGCAAUACUAUGGCUUGAAGGAAAUGAACUACUAUACCGUUCUCUUCGGCGUUUCCCGUGCUCUUGGAGUGCUGGCAUCUCUCGUUUGGGAUCGGGCUCUUGGUCUGCCAAUCGAACGCCCCAAAUCCAUGUCCACCGAUGGAUUGAUGAAGGCCACUGGUGCUAAGUAAACUAGUGCUAAGUUAAAAAAUUACCCAAACCCGUCAUCAACACGUCAACCAAAAACCGAAACCAACUGAAACAUUUUUUUUGUCAAAAACCGAGUACGAUAAGACGAACCAGUGAACCAACUUCAGAAGGAAAGAUCAACAAAGAGAUUGCCGGGCGUCUCGUUCAAGAGUACGACAGAAGUAUUUGGAACCAGAGAGAAUGACAUCUUUCCCUUUGCCUGCCCCGUUCCAAUAUCCCGAAUUGUCCCUCGUUAAUAAAAAAAAACUUGACAAGGACAAAUUGAAACAUGUUUUCAAAUGCAUAUAAAUUUGUUACAUUGUAUGAUUUUAAUUAAGUGAUAAGAGCAUUAGUAACUUAAUUAGUUUAAGGAACAAGUCUAACGGCGCAACAAACUCCUUGCAAGCCAAGGAGUGGGAGGACUCUCACUCUGUAAACAAAACUAAGUUUUUUGCUCGUCAAAUCAACGAAAACGGAAAUCCCAAUAAAACAAAUUGUUUAUUUAUUAUCUAUUUAAAUGCAACUUAUUUAAAUGAUGCCAGCUAUUUAUAGAUUGGAUAACGUGUUCAAAUGGGAUAUAAUAAAGAGAAAUGCCAAUACAGACGAUUCAAAAUCCAAUGUGUUGAUAUUUUUUGACACCUAUUUAGAGUCACAUACGCAUCAUCAACUAGCUCAUCUAGAAUACGUUAGUAGUUUAAAAAGUGCUACCUCAUCAUCUUACGCGAUCUAGUGGACCGCAAAUACAAUUCAGCAUCAGCUCCAGAACAUUUCCCACUUUUUGCACAGCUCAUAUGAACGAAAGAAACGACAAUUUCUUCUCUCUGUUUUCCGGUUCAAUUCAGUGUUUGGUGUCUUUGUCUUCGGAAAAUUGCCACAAAAUUUUGUCAUUCCCAUGAAGUACUUUCUGAAAUUCUACAAUAAACAAUAAGUAAGAAUAUGAUGAAACAAAAAACGUUACUUAGACAUCGUCUGAAACCAAGGAUAAUAAGAUGUAACGAAAACUUACACAAUAAUAUGAAACAAAUCAGUAGUACCUACAUAUAGAAUAAAACGGAAAACGUAGGAAAAUUAUUUCAAUGAAAUCACGAAAUCCUCCUUCUAGCAAAAGAGAAUCAAAAAUUAACAAAAAAAAGUCCUUUUUACAGAUGGAAUCUUCAGUGUGGUUAAUUAUUCACAUUAAUACGUUCUUUUUGAUUUGGGAUAAGCGUUUUACUUUUGGCGUUCUAUUUGUAUUCGAUUUUCUCACUUCUAGUCUGUUUUAUUCUCAUUGUUCUUGGUACUUGUACUGGCAUUAACAGGAAAUUAGAAGAAUAAUUUAUUGGUCAAAAUAAAUCUCAAGAGGACUACCUGUA
Molecule: messenger RNA, 2973 nt
Organism: Uranotaenia lowii
Lineage: Eukaryota; Metazoa; Arthropoda; Insecta; Diptera; Culicidae
Gene: kdn
Product: probable citrate synthase 2, mitochondrial
Exons: 6
Coding region: 223-1623 (466 amino acids)
Biological process (GO): carbohydrate metabolic process; citrate metabolic process; tricarboxylic acid cycle
Cellular component (GO): mitochondrial matrix
Source: RefSeq, a predicted model, not a curated record